Diceros bicornis minor is the source of this 3390-nucleotide messenger RNA. It is a transcript of the gene AMZ1, whose product is annotated as archaelysin family metallopeptidase 1. Gene Ontology annotation, molecular function: metallopeptidase activity. Bases 967 to 2475 code for a protein of 502 amino acids. Gene Ontology annotation, biological process: proteolysis. The record is from RefSeq and is a predicted model, not a curated record. NCBI's taxonomy places the organism in Eukaryota, Metazoa, Chordata, Mammalia, Perissodactyla, Rhinocerotidae. The transcript is spliced from 6 exons.
UGACUUUGUCACUGUUCUCCCAGCUCUCCUGUCCCUCCCUGGCGUCCCCUCGCCACCCAGUCUGUCCCUGCAGUUAAAGCUCUCUUUGUUGCUUCCCCACAUCUCCCUAUUUAUACAUUUCGUCACGUGUGCCUGCCCCAUCGUGUGCCGGAAACUUCUGGGUCUGCCACAGUGGGGGCUGCCCUCCUCCCGGACAUCUGCUAGCCUGGCUGGCCUGGCGACGUGGACACGGGGAUAGUGGCUUCCUUCCUCAGGCAUGCGGGGCCCCUGCCAGGAGGAUAAGGAGGUGCUGUGGGGCCCCAGGCGAUGAGGGGCACUUGGUGAUCCCAAGGGGUCAGGAGCCACUAGUUUCCUGCCCGGAGGGGCCACUUGGACUGUGCAGGGGCUCAGCACAAAGGUGGGUGGUUUCCCUCUGAGCACCCCCUCUUUGAGGGCUCGGGGAAAGUCGGGGUGCGAGAGUGGACAUCGGGCUGCUGGCCUCCCUGGGCCUGUGUGCCCCUCGUGCGGUUCCAGCAGGGCUUGUGGCCUUGGGGGUCCCAUGGAAACACGUGUCCUGGCCGUGGGGGAGGAUGAAGGACCCAGCCUGCUAGAGAAGGAGAAUAGGGUCCUUCUGCCCCCGGCUGGGUGCAAGUGCGGCAUCCUGGGGGACCCGGCCCCUCUGACGGCGUUCGUCCCCCAUGGAGCUCCUUCCCCCACCCGAGAGAACAGGCCCGUGUCUGCUCAGCAGUGUGUGUCCCCCCGCAGGGUGCUGACGGCCGGGAGGUGUCUCCCACCCCUCGCUGUGGCUGAGUAGGCCCGACGCCAGGCAGAACCGGGCCUCACAGGCCCUCGGCCCAGCGUCCUUCUGCGGGGAACCCUUGGCAGCCGCUCCCAUCAGCCAGCGGGAAGGUUCUGGAAGAGAUCGUGGCCGUCCCCUGGGUGGUUCAUGGGCAGCGGCAGGGGCUCCCCGCAGAGGCCAGGCCCGCCAUGCUGCAGUGCAGGCCGGCCCAGGAGUUCAGCUUCGGCCCCCGGGCCCUGAAGGAUGCCCUAGUCUCCACCGACCCGGCCCUGCAGCAGCUCUAUGUGUCCACCUUUUCCCCGGCCGAGAGACUCUUCCUGGCCGAGGCCUACAACCCCCAGAGGACCCUCUUCUGCACGCUGCUCAUCCGCACGGCCUUCGACUGGCUGCUCAGCCGCCCCGAGGCCCCCGAGGACUUCGAGACCUUCCACGCCUCCCUGCUGCCCAGGAAGCAGAGCCCAGCACGGAAGCACAUUUACCUGCAGCCGAUAGAUCUGAGUGAGGGCGCGGCGGGCGGCGCUCUGCUGGACCACCUUCGCAGCUGCGCGGAGGCCUUCUUCCUGGGCCUGCAGGUCAGGUGCCUGCCCUCGGUGGAGGCCGCGUCCAUCCACUGCUCCUCGCGCCCCAGUCAGGACUCGGACAGGCUGCAGCUCCACACAGACGGCAUCCUGUCUUUCCUGAGGAGCAGCAAGCCGGGGGACGCGCUGUGUGUGCUGGGCCUCACGCUGUCCGACCUAUACCCCUGCGAGGCCUGGAGCUUCACCUUCGGCAAGUUCCUUCCAGGCCAUGAAGUGGGCAUCUGCAGCUUCGCCCGGUUCUCAGGGGAUUUCCUGCAGCUGGGGCCCAGCGCCUCUGAUCCGGCCCCGGCAGAGGCGGCAGCAGACGGCUCCGAGACCCCUGUACAGGACAGAGGCCGGGCCCUGUGCUUCAGCGCCCUGGGGAUGGUCCAGUGCUGCAAGGUCACGUGCCAUGAGCUCUGCCACCUCCUGGGCCUGGGGAACUGCCGCUGGCUCCGCUGCCUCAUGCAGGGCGCGCUCAGCCUGGACGAGGCCCUGCAGCGGCCCCUGGACCUCUGUCCCAUCUGCCUGCGGAAGCUGCAGCACGUCCUGGGCUUCAAGCUCGUCGAGAGGUACAAAAGACUCUACUCCUGGACUCAAGCGGUGGUGGGGAUGCGGCCGGGCCAGGAGGCAGGGGAGCCGUCUGUGUCGGAGGACACCCUGCCCUGCAGUGCUGACUCGGGCCUGUGCUGCGAGAGCGACUCGGAGCCUGGCACCAGCCUGUCGGAGCCCCUCACCCCUGACGCGUGGAGCCAUGCCUUCUCCGCGGGGCCGGAGCUGGAGCCUGAGGACGGUCUGAGCUCCCUGGCGGCCUCGGAGCGCCCGCCGCAGCUUGGAACCCCAGUGGAGGCCAUCAAGGAGCACGGACGGUGGCUGGCGACAUGCAUCCAGGCCCUGGAGAGGGAAGUGACUGAGGAGGAGCUGGCGCGGGUGGACAGAGCCGUGGACGCCCUCGCCCGGUGGGAGAUGUUCACGGGGCGGCUCCCGGCCACCAGGCAAGACCUGCCCUGCGGCAGAGAUGGCCCAGGGCUGCGCAAGGUCUUGGGGGACAAGUUCUCCUCCCUCAGGAGGAAGCUGAGUGCCCGCAAACCGUCCAAGGCAGAAUCCUCCCCCUGUCGCUGGAAGGCCGAGGAGCAUUAGCACAGCCAGCGUGUCCUGUCCAAGGCCUGUCAUUCCUUGGGACACCACCGGCCUGGCGCUGCCCAGUGACCGAGGGCGCUGUGGGCCCCCUGGGGUCUGAAGGAGAGGGCUCUAGGGAAGCCGAGGAGGGUCUGAUGGCUCUCUCAAGAAGCUCUGUGUCCCACCACUCACUCCCUGUCCCGACCCCAGACUCGCAAUGUGACCAGUGGCCUCCGGGUCCCAGCAGAGGGUUCACAGGCACCCUGAGGGGCUGUCCUCAGGCCCAGCCUGGACGUAAUUGUAGGUGGCGGGAGGUAGGGGGCUCUGCUACUGCAAAUUUGGCCUCCAAGGCCCAGAGCCGAGGUCUCCACUCAGGCGGGAGGCAAGGGGGUCUUGUCUCUAUCUACAACGCACCUCCCCGCCCCCCACCCCCCCAAAAGGGUCGCUUUCUGUGGCGCUAAUGGCAUUCUGAUCCUUAGGGACUUCACAAGGGUGUCUCGGUGAAAGUUCUGGGAGGCCACCACCCACCGGAGGAUGUGCCCACUGAGGGUUGCUGUUUCUUGACAAACGUUGAGAAAGCAGGCCGUCUGCUUUGCAGGUUUGAAGGUGCUGUAAGGCAGAGGCCCUUCUGAUGCCCUGAGACGGCUGCCUGCUGUAACCUUCGGUGCUGGGGACAGCCUGACAAAGGUGGCCUGCAGUGUCAGUGUCAGGUCAAGGUGGUUCUAGUGGUGUUCAGAACGUCAUGUGUUUACGGACUUUUUUUUGUCUAGUUCUAUCAUCUUCUUUUUGUCUAGUUCUGGUGAGAGAACUGAUAUAGAUGUGAAAACAUCAGCCACACCUGUGCAAGUGUCUGUGUCUCCCCUUAAUUUUGUCAACUUUUGCUUCCCGUUAUUUGAAGCUCCUUUAUGUGCAUACGCAUUUGAUUGCUAUGUUUUC